UGGGGGGUGGGGGUGCUGUCUAGAGUGUAAGGAGAGCGCCGGUGCAUAGCGACGGGCAGCACGCGCCGUUUCGCUGACCUUGGUGCUGAAAGCGGUGUCGUGCAGCAGAUAAGAUAAACCGGAAACUUCCAUUCCAGUCCUUUAUUUGAUCGCUGAUUGUAUUUGUCGUUUGUUGUCCGUUUGAUUUCCGUUGGUUAGAUUUUUUUUCCACCAAACUUUUUUUUCCAGUGUUCUAAAAGGCAGUCGUGGGUUUGACGUGAACAUCAAAUGCAUUGGUUCACACCGAGAUGGCAAUGAAAACGCUCACGGUGCGUAAGAAGAGCGAGUUUAUCAUUCCGAACAGACAGAGCCACUCUACUUCUGACUUCUCUUGCCAUAUAUAGGUGUUUGUCUCUUUUUUGUCACUUUUCGUGUCUGAGGAACGACCUCGUGUUUCUUUAGCUUAUCUGUCCGACUUAAUCACAGAUCUGCUGGGUGUCUGUCCGGUAUGCCCGACCUGCUCCACCGUGACAUGAUACUUUAACACUAACGAAUAUAAAACGAGGGAUUAUCAUAUUUGGAAAUGGAUACUCCAAAGGAGCCCGGUUUUGUGCCCAGCAAAGAGGGUUUCAAGCAUCUAGCAGGGAAGACGCUGGGUCAUGUGUACAAGGUGUUGGAGAAGAGACAGAAACCUGGGGAUAAUAUUGAAUUAACGGAAGAUGGCCGACCGACGCAGAGCAGUGAACGGAAGGCGCCCUUAUGUGACUGCACGUGCUUCGGCCUCCCGCGCCGCUACAUCAUCGCCAUCAUGAGCGGCCUCGGCUUUUGCAUCUCUUUCGGCAUUCGGUGCAAUUUGGGCGUGGCCAUCGUGGGCAUGGUGAACAACAGCACCAUUCACCAGAACGGCAAAAUAAUAAUUAAAGAGAAAGCCAAGUUUAACUGGGACCCGGAGACAGUGGGAAUGAUCCAUGGCUCAUUUUUCUGGGGUUAUAUAGUGACCCAAAUCCCAGGAGGAUACAUAUCAUCGCGAUUAGCAGCCAACAGGGUGUUCGGGGCAGCUAUCGUCCUCACCGCAACUCUCAACAUGUUCAUCCCUUCUGCUGCGCGCGUGCACUACGGUUGCGUCAUAUUCGUCAGGAUAUUGCAGGGGCUGGUGGAGGGAGUGACAUACCCAGCAUGCCAUGGGAUUUGGAGUAAAUGGGCCCCGCCUCUGGAGAGAAGUCGCUUGGCCACCACCUCCUUUUGUGGAUCCUAUGCUGGGGCAGUUGUAGCCAUGCCUCUGGCUGGGAUCCUGGUGCAGUACUCUGGCUGGUCCUCUGUCUUCUAUGUUUAUGGGUGUUUUGGCCUUAUGUGGUACAUGUUCUGGAUCUUGGUGUCCUAUGAGAGUCCCGCUGAGCAUCCUACAAUCACGGAUGAGGAGCGCUGCUACAUCGAGGAAAGCAUUGGAGAGAGUGCCAAGCUUCUGGGCCCAUCUGAUAAAUUCAAGACACCCUGGAGGAAGUUCUUCACCUCAAUGCCUGUCUAUGCAAUCAUUGUGGCCAACUUCUGCAGAAGCUGGACCUUUUACCUGCUGCUCAUCAGCCAGCCAGCAUACUUUGAGGAAGUGUUUGGCUUUGAGAUAAGCAAGGUUGGCAUGCUCUCAGCCCUUCCGCAUCUGGUAAUGACCAUCAUUGUGCCCAUUGGAGGGCAGAUAGCAGAUUAUCUACGUAGUAAGAACCUCAUGUCUACGACCAAUGUCAGAAAGAUCAUGAAUUGUGGAGGCUUCGGUAUGGAAGCUACUUUGCUGCUAAUAGUAGGAUACUCUCACAGUAAAGGCAUGGCCAUCUCAUUCCUGGUGCUAGCUGUGGGCUUCAGUGGAUUUGCUAUAUCAGGCUUCAAUGUCAAUCACUUAGAUAUAGCUCCGCGUUAUGCCAGUAUUCUGAUGGGCAUCUCAAAUGGAGUAGGGACCCUGUCAGGCAUGGUGUGCCCUCUGAUUGUUGGUGCUAUGACCAAAAAUAAGACCAGAGAAGAGUGGCAGUAUGUGUUCCUCAUUGCAUCACUGGUGCAUUACGGCGGUGUGAUCUUCUACGGCCUCUUUGCAUCGGGUGAGAAACAGCCAUGGGCUGAUCCAGAGCAGACCAGUGAAGAAAAAUGUGGCUUCAUUGAUGAGGAUGAGUUGGCUGAAGAGACUGGGGACAUCACACAAAACUACGGAGCUCUGGGUGCCCCGGCGAAGUCGUACGGAGCCACCUCGCAGAUGAAUGGAGGAUGGCCUGAUGGAUGGGAGAAAAGGGAAGAAUACGUACAAGAAGGAGCAGAAGAGGGAGGGUACGGAUAUAGGCAGGGCAGAGAGUACUCCUAGACAACACACACAGACACUCAGAGAAAGCACAUAAAUACAAUCACAUGCACACAUUCAUAUAGUAGACGUAUUUUGUAGUGAUUGUGGAUUCUAAAAAAAAAGUGCAAAAUAAAUGAUAAAGAUGUAAAAUAAUACACCUUGUUGUUUGCACAAAGGAAAAUAAUCAAAUAUGAAAUAAUUCAAGAUGUUAAAAUAGAUAAAAUAUAUAAAUAUAUAUAUAUAUAACUAAAAUUAUAGAAAUAUGUAAUACAUAUCAAAUUGGCAGAUUGUAAUUGUAAAUUGUCUAUGUAAAAAAAAAAAAGAAUAACAAGUGAAUAUAUUUCAAGUGCAAUCUAGUGUAAUGUUGUGAAAAUAAUAUUUGCACCUCAACAUUCUAUAGGAUUAGUUUAGUUGCAGGUGUUGAAAACCACCACACCUCAUAAUGGCUCCAAUAUGAAAUGCACAUAGAGCCAAACCAGCGACAGAAAACCCUGUAACCUGAACAAAUAUACUGGUUUUCUCUGUUUUUUUUGCUGAUUGCACUUCAAAACUCAUACUGUGUCACUGCACAAAACCUUGAGCCUGUUUUUUCCAUGAUGUGUUACUCUUUCAUUGUAGAUGGAGGUUUUUCUGUGUGACUUAAGAGGAUGUGGGUCUUUGACACUGUAUUUAAGAGCACAGCAUUAAAAAAGAAACACAGAUGUAAAAACAAUCAUGAUGUCUUUGUCUGGAAGAUUUUUUAGACAUCUUCGAUGCUUAUUGUAUUGCAGAGUUUUGUCAAGUAAGAGCAAAAAAAACCAAAAAGAGCAAGGAACCCAGAGUGACAUAGUUGGUUCCGAAGGCAUUGUCCAUUGACUUGUUUGAUAUCCUGUAGUAGCGCAGCCAUCCACUGCCAGGAGAGCACAGUUGCACAAUUAAUGAUGAUUUUAUUGCAUACAAAUUAACUAAAUUUAAAGCAAUAUUGGCUGUUUAUUUCCAUAUAUGUCAAUUUGGUCACAUAUGCAGAUAUGGACUGAAUUUCCUAAAAAGCAUCGUAGCACAAUGAUCAUUGGUAUAUGGUCAAGUUAGCAUUGUACACUACCAUUAAUUGAAGUUAAUGCUCUCCUCCAAGCACAUAUAGCUGAGCUAUAAUUUUGCACAUGCUUUAGUCUUGUGUCUUGCUCUCAGGUUGUGAGCUUCCAUGUAAUAUUGAGACUCGGAUGGAGAUUAGUGAUUACUAAUGACACAACCACAAGGAAAGACACAAGGAAAAGAAAGAAGAUAAAUUAAAGCACAGAGUGGAAAAAAAAGAAAAGCACAGAGUGUCCAAAAGACCCAAUCCUUGAGUCCUCUGUUUGUCAGAAUCCUAAAGUUAACACCAUGACCAUCUUGAUGUCUGUGGUAUGUAGUUAUGCAUGGAUGACACUGUUUUUAGCUGUACUUCUUUUAGAACCACUUUCCCUUUUCUCCUUUCAGUUACUAAUGGGUUGAUUUCUUUGCACAGUUAACCAAAGGUAAUGUGUAGAGUUGGGUUUUAUGGGGUUGGGUCUAAGGGUUCAGGGGAAAUCCCUGCAAAAUAAAG
This is a messenger RNA of Tachysurus fulvidraco (yellow catfish), 3860 nucleotides long. It is a transcript of the gene slc17a6b, whose product is annotated as solute carrier family 17 member 6b. Gene Ontology annotation, biological process: monoatomic anion transport; regulation of synapse structure or activity; synaptic transmission, glutamatergic. NCBI's taxonomy places the organism in Eukaryota, Metazoa, Chordata, Actinopteri, Siluriformes, Bagridae. Gene Ontology annotation, molecular function: L-glutamate transmembrane transporter activity; neurotransmitter transmembrane transporter activity. Gene Ontology annotation, cellular component: synaptic vesicle membrane; excitatory synapse. The transcript is spliced from 12 exons. The record is from RefSeq and is a predicted model, not a curated record. The coding region runs from base 563 to 2320 and encodes 585 amino acids.